AUUGGGGAGUCUGCCAUGGAGCUGGUUGGUGCGCUCACCAUCUUCCUGGCCAUUUGCCUGGUGGUCUUAACAGCCAAGAGGAAAAUGUCUUCCCACGGGAGGUUGCCCCCUGGACCCAUGCCCUUGCCUCUGAUAGGGAAUUUCCUGCAGAUCACAGCUUCACAGACCUUCAACUCUCUGGUCAAGCUACAUGAAAAAUAUGGCCCGGUGUUCACUGUCUACUUCGGAACUCGCCCGGUGGUUGUUUUGUGUGGGCACGAUGCCGUGAAGGAGGCCCUGGUAGACAAGGCGGAGGAAUUCAGCGGAAGGAAGACCAUGCCCACCUUGGAAAGGACCUUCCAUGAACACGGUGUGGUGUUUUCCAACGGGGAGCGCUGGAAGCAGCUGCGCCGGUUCUCCCUCACUGUCUUGAGGAAUUUCGGGAUGGGGAAGAAAAGCAUCGAGCAGAGGAUCCAGGAAGAAGCUCAGUUCCUGCUGGAGGAAUUCCGCAAGGCCAACGAGAAGCCUUUUGAACCCACCUACUUCUUGAGCCGUGCCGUCUCCAACGUCAUCUGCUCCAUUGUCUUUGGCAACCGCUUUGACUACGAGGACAAGGAAUUCCAGGCUUUGAUGGAGAUGAUGAACAACAGCUUUCGGGAGAUGAGCACUGCUUGGGCCCAGAUCUAUGACAUCUACGCCAGCAUCCUGAAGUACUUCCCUGGCCCCCACACCAAGAUCUACGACAUUCUGGAAGACAUGAGGCUCUUCAUUGCGAAGAGAGUGAAGAAGAACCAGGAAACUUUAGACUUAAACUCCCCACGGGACUUCAUAGACUGCUUCCUAAUCCAGAUGGAAAAGGAAAAAAACAACCCCACCAGUGAAUUCAAUGUCAAGAAUUUGGAGCUCACCACUCUCAACUUGUUCUUUGCUGGGACAGAGACCGUCAGCUCUACCCUCAGAUAUGGGUUCCUGCUCUUGAUGAAAUACCCCCAAAUUCAAGCAAAGAUGCACGAGGAAAUAGACCGGGUGAUCGGCCAGAACCGGGCCCCGAACAUCGAAGACCGGAACCAGAUGCCCUACACCGAUGCUGUCAUCCACGAAGUGCAGAGAGUGAGCGACCUCAUUCCCAUGGAUGUGCCUCACAUGGUGACCCGGGACACCGAGUUCAGAGGUUACAUCAUCCCCAAGGGGACUGAAGUCUAUCCAAUGCUCAGCACCGUCUUGAAUGACCCCAGCAAAUUUAAAAAUCCAAGAACCUUCAACCCAGGAAAUUUCCUGUACGACGAUGGACGCUUCAAGAAGAACGACGCGUUCGUGCCCUUCUCCUCAGGGAAACGGAUCUGCCUGGGCGAGGCCUUGGCCAGGAUGGAGCUCUUCCUCUUCUUCACCACCAUCCUUCAGAGCUUCCGGCUGAAGCCCGUGGUGCCCCCCGAGGUCAUUGACACGACUCCCAUGGAGAGCGGCUUCGCUAACAUCGCCCCCAUCUACCAGAUGUGCAUGGUCCCCCGCUGA
This is a messenger RNA of Euleptes europaea (tarantolino), 1491 nucleotides long. RefSeq names its product cytochrome P450 2G1-like. Gene Ontology annotation, molecular function: oxidoreductase activity, acting on paired donors, with incorporation or reduction of molecular oxygen, reduced flavin or flavoprotein as one donor, and incorporation of one atom of oxygen; iron ion binding; heme binding. The record is from RefSeq and is a predicted model, not a curated record. Lineage: Eukaryota; Metazoa; Chordata; Lepidosauria; Squamata; Sphaerodactylidae. The transcript has 9 exons. Gene Ontology annotation, cellular component: cytoplasm; intracellular membrane-bounded organelle. Bases 16 to 1491 code for a protein of 491 amino acids. Gene Ontology annotation, biological process: xenobiotic metabolic process.